Oryzias melastigma (Indian medaka) is the source of this 3164-nucleotide messenger RNA. RefSeq names its product FYVE, RhoGEF and PH domain-containing protein 4. Gene Ontology annotation, molecular function: guanyl-nucleotide exchange factor activity; metal ion binding. The record is from RefSeq and is a predicted model, not a curated record. NCBI's taxonomy places the organism in Eukaryota, Metazoa, Chordata, Actinopteri, Beloniformes, Adrianichthyidae. Gene Ontology annotation, biological process: filopodium assembly; cytoskeleton organization. Bases 207 to 2987 code for a protein of 926 amino acids. The transcript has 16 exons. Gene Ontology annotation, cellular component: cytoplasm.
UGGUAAAUAGCUUGAAAAAAAAAUAAGCGAAAACUGUAAGAACUUAAAACCGGUGGUCGCUGAUUGGUCAAAGCAGUCCAGGAAGGCGGGCUUUUGUCGCAGCUGCUCUAACAUCAGCGGCGGUGAUGGCGCAGGUGUGUUCAGGUGACCUGCGGAGCUUCGUUCUUACCUGAGCUGGCGUGUUUCGUUUGCGCCGCUUCUUCACCAUGUUUGACCUGAAGAAGAGGAGCAGUUUGACCCUCAGAGGCUGCCGUGAGUCGGAGGAGUUCAGGCGCGUGGCGGUCAGACGGAAGAGCGCGGCGGUGGGGGCGUCAGGUGCAGGCGUUGGACUGUGCGGCUCCUACAGCUAUGGCGCUCCUCAUGACAAAGCUUGUGACUCUGAAGUGGGACCAAAUAAUAAAGAUGAGAGCAGCCCACUGACAGAGUCACUCUUUCCUCAAGGAUCCCUGAAACAAAAUGACCUGAAAGAUCAAGCUGCAGUAAACAGACAACCUCUUAAUCCCACAAAACCAGAUUUGAGUAGCAAUGGAGAUCACAGGGUUUCUCUGACCCACGCCAGUCCAUCCCAGAACUGCAGAAGCUCACCAAGUCCAGUUAGAGGCCAAACAAAAGAGCUUCAGAGUGCAGCCUGUGUGGCAAACAUCAGUCCGUCCAGCCGAGGAAUACUAAAGAUCAGCGGCUGUCCGCUCCUCAGAUCUCCCAGUCCAGGCAAAAGAGGCCUUCAGAGCAGCAGUCCACUGAGGGACGGGGGCCACAGCCCCGCCAAGCUGUCCCCAAGGAGCCACAGUCCUUUCAUGGGAAGACUGAGGACGCCGAGCCCUGUUCAGAAGAGCGGCACGGAUGUGUCUCCUAAAUACUCCAAACCAGUACUCGGACGCCCCAGAACCCCAAACAAGAUGGAGAAACGGGACAAAAGAGCCAAGAAGUGCUGGAGUGUCCCUGACCUGAGCGUCUGUGUGGACGUGGACAGAAUUCCUGUUGAGAGAACAGAACGAUCCCCCCUGAUGCUCCUACAGUCCACCAACUGUAACAGACCGGGCAUCACCAUCCAGCCUCCUGAGCGUAGGAGGAGUGACAGGGAGCCCUCCCCACCUGGAACGAACGUGGGGCUUCUCAGGUGUGGCCGGGCACCAGUAGAGGAGGUGCACGUUGAUGAUGUGAUCCAAGAGAAGACGCCCUCCAGCUGCGGCUCCAGGUUUUUCUGUGAAUGGACCAAAACGACGGCAGAGCCAGAAAAGGACGAGAACAACCAGAGGGCUGAAGGUGGAGAAGCAAAGGAAGAGGAAACGGAAAGUAAGCUGUUCCACAUCGCCAACGAACUCCUGCAGACGGAGAGGGCUUAUGUGGCUCGUCUGCACCUGCUUGACCAGGUUUUCUGCUUGCGGCUCACAGAAGAAGCAGAAAGGGGCUCGUUUCCUCCAGAAGUCAUCAGAAACAUCUUCUCCAACGUUUCAUCCAUUUAUUCCUUCCACUGUCAGUUUCUUCUGCCUGACCUGGAGAGCUGCAUCUGCCGCUGGCAGGAGGGUCCCGGUCUGGGGAAAGCUCUCCUGCAGCAUGCUCCCUUCCUGAGGAUGUACGCUGACUAUGUCAGGAACUUUGACGGCGCCAUGGAGCUGCUGAAGACCUGGACUGAGCGAUCCUCCGCCUUUAGGAGCGUCAUCAAUGAUGUGCAGAGUCUGGAAGUGUGUGGAAACCUCACCCUGCAGCACCACAUGCUGGAACCGGUCCAGAGGGUUCCUCGUUACGAGAUGCUCCUGAAGGACUACCUGAAGAAGCUUCCAGAAGACCACCCAGACUAUCAGUUUUCCCAGAAAUCCUUGCAGGUCAUUUCCAUGGCAGCGACUCACUCAAACACCGCCAUCCAGAAAGCUGAGAGUCUGAAACGGCAGCUGGAGAUCUACGAGAUGGUCGGAGAGGAGGAGGUGGUCAACCCCACUAACCAGUUCCUCAAAGAAGGCCGUCUGCUCAAACUUGCUGCCAGGAACACGUUAGCAAUGGAAAGACACCUUUUCAUGUUCAACAACUUCCUGCUGUGCUGCCAUCCGAGGUUCAGCCUGGUGGGGCAGAGAUUCACCGUCCGCUGCAGGAUCGGUGUGGACGGCAUGCAGGUUCAUCAGACCACCAAUGAAGAUCACCCCUACACCUUCCAGGUCUCUGGGAAGGAGAGGACUCUGGAGCUUCAGGCCAGCUGUGAGCAGGACCGUGACGAAUGGAUCAAGGUUAUUCAGGACGCCAUCGGAGAAUUCCAGGAGAAACACGAAACCUUCCGGCUGGCUUCUAAGGAUUUUUGUGUGGAAAAACCAAAAAAGGAGCUCGGCAAGCGUGCGCCUCGUUGGAUCCGGGACAACGAGGUGAGCCAGUGUAUGACCUGCCAGGAGCCUUUCAACGCCCUCACCAGGAGGAGACAUCACUGCAGAGCCUGUGGCUACGUGGUGUGCUGGAGAUGCUCAGAAAACAAGGCGGCCUUGGAGUAUGACGGAAACAAGCUGAACAAAGUCUGUAAAGCUUGUUUCCCCAUCCUGACACGCCAAAGAGGAGAGGACGAGGAGGAGGAGGAGGAGGAGAAGAGACUCCUGCCUGAGUUUGAGGAGAAGUCCGCUGAGACCGUCCUGACUGGUUUCCUGCAGUACGACGCCGCCUCCAUGGUUCUGCUGCGAGCGUGGUGUGUUCUGACCCGGAGCGUUCCUGCAUGUUUACACGUGUUCUCUGCUCCACAGGAUGUGAAGCCUUUGCUCUCCAUUCCUCUCCUGGACUCUGUGAUUUCUUCAUCUUCUCCAGAACUCGCAGGUCGCCACUGUUUCUGCAUCAACCAGUUCAAAACCGCGCACACUUUCUCCUGCGAUAGUCUGGAGGUGAAGCAGAGCUGGAUGUCUCUGCUGCAAACUGCUGCCAUGGGGCAGACUCGAACUCCAACUGCCUCCGACCGCUCCACCACAGGAGCACGCUCCGGAGCUGAUGGAGGAAUCCGCCAAGCAGCUGAUCCGUGACGUCUGAGAGAGCAGUUAAUGUGAAAACGUCUGCAUGGAAGGCAGAGCUGCUGAAGCUUUGGUCAGACACUUUAUUUUGAAAUAAAUUAGGGUUAAAAUAAAUAAAGUGAAGGUGUUUUUAACAAGUUGGGUUCUUUGCUUGCGUUCUGGAAAUAAAGAGAUUUGCAGUAUAAAACA